This is a messenger RNA of Aspergillus neoniger CBS 115656, 528 nucleotides long. RefSeq lists its product as uncharacterized. NCBI's taxonomy places the organism in Eukaryota, Fungi, Ascomycota, Eurotiomycetes, Eurotiales, Aspergillaceae. The transcript is spliced from 5 exons. The record is from RefSeq and is a predicted model, not a curated record. Bases 1 to 528 code for a protein of 175 amino acids.
AUGACUUCCCCCCUCAUUGGGGGUGGGCUUUGGUGGUUCCAGUGGCCUGUGCCUUCUGGCACUUUUUAUGUCGUCGUGCUCCGGGCACAAAGAAAGUGCGCAUCAGACUUCUCAUUCUGCUACAUUAUCAUUAUUCUCUACAUCCUGUUUGUCCUCCCUUCGUCCGGCGCCGUCCCCGCGCAGAAUACAACCAAUGGCCAACUUUUGGUCAUGGAAAAAAGCCCUGAACCGGUGGCUGCCGCCGGUGGUGGCGGAGGUGGUGGCGGUUCUCGUGCCAGUGGCUUGUGCCAUUGGACACCUUUCGUUUCAAGAGCGUUUCUCUGCAAAUACACUCUAAUUAUGAUGACUCCACCCCUCCAUCGAACGUCGGAUAUCGUCUACCCCUCAACUGGCGCCUUCCUCCCCCAGAUUACUACUAAAGGCACCCGAAACGUUUUGGGGGAGGGCCGAGAUCCGUCGGCUGCCGCCGCUGAUGGUGGUGAUGGUGGUGGUGAUGCGGGUGCUGGUGGUACUGUUUCUGGGUCCUGA